Lactuca saligna is the source of this 1756-nucleotide messenger RNA. Lineage: Eukaryota; Viridiplantae; Streptophyta; Magnoliopsida; Asterales; Asteraceae. The record is from the annotation of a GenBank genome assembly.
AUGCCAGGAGUACCUUUGGCAAAAACCUUAAAUGUUUUGGCCAAAUGUUCUGUUAUGAUUCAUAAUUGCUCCAUCUUGAUCCCAAAUAGUCAAGUGAGUUUCUGUUGGCCACUUGUAAAUGACGAAGCCCCACGUGCCCCUGUUGCCGCCAUUGCCCAAUCGCCUAAAACCUCUGCUACCGAGGCCUGUGCCUCAUCGCAACCAAUUAUGGAUGCAAUUAGGGCAUCGCCGGCGGAUUUUGACCCCAUGGUGAAGAUUGAAUUGGAGGCGGCGGAAGCUUUGGCUGGAUUAGCUCAUUUUCCUGCUACAGUUUCCGAAUCUCGCGGUAGUGAAUCAAUUGCUGAACGAGUCAAGGACGAGUCUAAUUCCUCCUUUGACACGAGUCAUUCAUACGAGAAAAAGUCAGGGAAUUCAGGGAUCUUGAAUCAGAAGUUGGUGAAGGAUGAACAGAGUAUUGACCUUAGACUUAAUCCUGGGUAUCCCACCAAUUGUUCAUCGAGUGGGAGGAAAUCUAGACAAAAUCUAACUGAGGCUGAAAUGGAAGCACGUAAAAUACGUAGGGUGUUAGCGAAUAGAGAGUCAGCAAGACAAACAAUACGUAGGAGACAGGCUAUUUUUGAGGAGCUAACAAGAAAGGCUGUUGAUUUAGCAUGGGAGAAUGAGAAUUUGAAAAAGGAGAAGGACACGGCUUCGAAACAGUAUGAUUCUUUGAAGACGAAGAACGAACGCUUAAAAGCACAGAUGAUCAAAGUUACAAAUCUUGAAACCGAUGAAACCCAUGAAAAAUCCACUACUUUAAACGAACAAGCGAUUUCCUCAUCAUCGACAAAUUCACCAUUUAUAAUAUACAACCAACCACCUUUCUUACCCGUCAUAUGGCCAUCCAUGAUCCACCCUACAAACUCCGGCCAACUACCCGCCGGAAUAGUUUUUCCGGUCAAUAAAACCGAUUCAAGUGAAGAAGGGAGUUCAACAACCGGAAGUCCGUUGUAUUUACUACCCUACCCCUGGCUGGUUACCCUACCCCAAAACACCACCCAACCCCAGCCCCAACCCCGCCACCAUUCUUUCAAUCUAAACGACAAACCGAAAGAGUGUUCCGAGUUCCGGGAAUUCUUCCCGGAAAAAGCAUCAGAAACACCUAACCACCACGGUUUCCCACCUGAUGGUGGCGGCCGACAGACACCGGAGCCACCACGUGUGAGUUGUGAAGCACUUAUUGAACAUGAUAGUGAGGAAAUUGAUGGUGAAAUUCACAAAGUUCCUCUGUGCUCAGGUAAAAGAUUAGGUGGUGACGUGGCGGCUGCCGCCGAAGCCAGGAAAAGGCGUAAACAACUCACGAGAUUAAAGGGCCACUUUCAUUGCCGUCAACUUAGGAUGCAUUAGUGGUACUGCUACUGGUACUUGAUAUCUGAUAUCUGAUAUCUGAUAUUGACGAUGGAUUUGUGAGGGAGUGUGAAAGUAAGUUGUUAUUUUUUGUGGCGUUUGGGUUGAGGCUAAUAUGUGAGAAUGAAGAUGUAUAUAAGGUGUUGAGGGAGGACUUAUGAUAUAGUGUUUUGAAGUGGCUGAUAAUGGUCACUCUCAAUUUAAUAAGCGGAUGCUAGCUUUCCAUAUGUUGUAGUUCAUUGAUGCGAAAUGAACGCCACUAGUGUCUAGUCAUAUUUCCCUUGAGGAAGACGAAUACGAUAGAAUUGGAUUUGUGUUUUUAUCUAUAGUCGAGUAUUUUUUUUUUUUUUUUUGGUAUUUAUGAUGUGGG